AACAAAUGUAUCCAGCCGAUCGAGCGUGUACCUACCGCUACCUGCGUGCCGUGCCAGCGUGCUGCUAGCCUGCUAGCUUCCUCGAACAAUCGCCAUGCCGCUGCUGCUCCUCCUCCGCGUCCUGCUCCUGGCCGCCGGGCUCGCCGUCUCCCGCGGCUACCCCACUGCCGGCGCCGGCGAAGGCAACCUGUACAACUCCAGCAUGUGCCAGAAGUCCUUCGAGUGCGGGAAGCUCAACAUCCACUACCCGUUCUACCUCUCCAACGAGUCCAGGGUCGUCGACGGGGUGUCCCAAUCCUUCUGCGGCUACCCCGGCAUGGCCGUGCGCUGCGGCGACGACGGGGCCACCGCCACGCUCCAGCUCGCCGGGGGCACCAACUACACCGUCCUCGGCAUCGACUACGACAACCACACCAUCACGCUCGCCGACGCCGACGUCUCCAACGGCGUCUGCCCCAUGGUCCGCCACAACGUCAACAUCCCGCGCGAGGCGUGGCUCAACUUCACGCCCACCGGCAACAGCACCAUCUCCUUCUUCCUCGACUGCAACUUCACCACAAACGUCACCGUCGCCCCUCUGCAGCCGCCUGAGCUCGUCCCGAUCAACUGCACCGGCGGCUUCGGGCGCGGGUCGUCGUUCCUCGCCACGCAGCUCGGCGCGCCGGACGGGAACUGGACACGGGCGUGCAAGGGGGUGUACGUGGCGCCCGUGCUGACCGGCGAGUGGCUGACGAGCCCGGAGUCCCGCGGGCGGCUCGGGAGCGGCGGGUACGGCGACGUGCUGCGCCGCGGGUUCCGCCUCAGCUGGGACCCCAGCGCCGGCCCGUGCUUCAGGUGCGAGCUGUCCGGGGGCCGGUGCAGCUACGACCAGCCCGGCGGGUUCCUCGGCUGCCUCUGCUCCGACGGCCGCGUGCGCAGCAUGGACUGCGGACCAAAGAAAACGAGCAAAAAGGCAAUAAUAGCAGUAGGAUCCUCCGCAGCAGCUCUGGUUCUGUUCGUGCUUCUCCUCGUCGUGUCGUUCCUGUACAUCCGCAAGAGGAGGCAGUACAAGAUGACCUCGUCGUCCAGGCUCCUCAAGUACAGCAACUCCGGCGGGACGCCCCGCUCCAGAGGCGGCAGCGACCUGGAUUCCGGCGGCGUCCACAACCUGCAGACGCACCACUUCGCCUACGAGGAGCUGGAGGAGGCCACCGGCGGCUUCAGCGACACCCGAGAGCUCGGCGACGGCGGCUUCGGCACCGUGUACAAAGGCCAACUCCGGGACGGGCGCGUGGUGGCGGUGAAGCGGCUGUACAACAACGGCUCCCGGCACGUGGAGCAGUUCGUGAACGAGGCGGCCAUCCUGUCGCGGCUGCGCCACCCGAACCUCGUCACCUUCUACGGCUGCACCUCCAGCCGCAGCCGGGAGCUGCUGCUGGUGUACGAGUACGUGCCCAACGGCACCGUGGCCGACCACCUGCAGGGCCACCGCGCUGCGGAGCGGGCGCUGCCGUGGCCGCUCCGCCUCAACGUCGCCGUCGAGGCCGCCGCGGCCCUGGCCUACCUCCACGCCACCGACCCGCCCGUGGUGCACCGUGACGUCAAGACCGCCAACAUCCUCCUCGACGCCGACUUCCACGUCAAGGUCGCCGACUUCGGCCUCUCCCGCCUCUUCCCGCUCGACGGCGCCACGCACGUGUCCACCGCGCCGCAGGGCACCCCGGGCUACGUCGACCCCGAGUACCACCAAUGCUACCAGCUCACCGACCGCAGCGACGUCUACAGCUUCGGCGUCGUGCUCGCCGAGCUCAUCUCGUCCAAGCCCGCCGUCGACGUCACCCGGGACCGCGACGAGAUCAACCUCGCCUCCAUGGCCGUGGCCAGGAUCCAGCGGUCCGAGCUGGACCGGCUGGUGGACGACGACCUUGGGUAUGGCUCCGACGAGGCCACGACGAGGGCGAUGACGAUGGUGGCCGAGCUGGCGUUCCGGUGCCUCCAGCAGAACAGCGAGAUGCGGCCGCCGAUCAGGGAGGUGCUCGACGGUCUCAGGGGCAUACAAGAUUUCAGCGCCAAGGAGAAGAAAUCGUACGACGUCGUCGUCGUCCCCCGCUCCCCGAACACCGUGCACGCUCCUUGGGACAGCAUGAGCACCACCCCGAGCAUUAGCCAGUAGACGUACGUGUAGAGAUCAAUGGUCGGAGCUUCCAAAUGUCACCACCCCUCCUCAGCGAAGAUGAAUGUAAAUAGAAAUGUCGGUUGUGUUAUACUAGGAGCGAAAACUUGUAACUCGUCCUAGUCUGUUGUUUAAGUUUGCAUUUGUCCCCUAUAAAAGCACAAGGCAGAUCAAAAUCAUCACCUGAACCGUCUGAAUUACAAAAUCUAAAGG
Triticum dicoccoides is the source of this 2365-nucleotide messenger RNA. RefSeq names its product LEAF RUST 10 DISEASE-RESISTANCE LOCUS RECEPTOR-LIKE PROTEIN KINASE-like 1.2. Gene Ontology annotation, biological process: protein phosphorylation. The record is from RefSeq and is a predicted model, not a curated record. Lineage: Eukaryota; Viridiplantae; Streptophyta; Magnoliopsida; Poales; Poaceae. Gene Ontology annotation, molecular function: protein kinase activity; ATP binding; polysaccharide binding. The transcript is spliced from 3 exons. The coding region runs from base 95 to 2152 and encodes 685 amino acids.